AUGGAUAAUGGGCAGAGGCAAACCCUGCACUUGAGCAGCAAUAUCAAGAAUAAUGUGGUUCAGUUUCUACUCAAGCAUAGCCAUGAUGGAGUACUAUCAAGAGGGGCUGUAAUGGAGGCAGCAGAAGCUCAUAGCAUCAGUAGGAAGACAGUAUACAGGCUGUGGAAGGCAGCCAAUGAGCAGAUGCAAAGGGGAGAACCUGCAAUGAUGGAAGGAAAGGUUAAAGGCUAUCAUCAUGGAGACAUAUUAGAACUUGAUCAAGAAAAGGUUAGAAACUUAUCUACUCUUGAAAGAUCAUCCCUGAGGAAAAUGGCAGUAAAAUUGAAUGUGAGUAAGAGCACAUUAGGUCAUUGGGUGAAGCAAGGUAAACUAAGGCCACAUACAAAUGCAAUCAAACCUGCCCUCACCAAUAUGAAUAAGAUAGCAAGAGCUAGAUGGAGUCUUAGUCAACUUCAGCCACAGAUUAAUCAAGGUAGAGUUAAGUUUCAGAGCAUGCAUAAUGUUGUGCAUAUAGAUGAAAAAUGGUUCUAUAUGACCAAGGUAUCAGACAGGUACUACCUUUUGCCCGAUGAGGAUGAGCCAUAUAGGACAUGCAAAUCCAAGAGAUACAUCACCAAAGUCAUGUUUAUGUGUGCUGUCCAAUGUGCUGGAGGUGGAGGAGGAUGUUGUGAGAGAUGUGCUUCAGUACUUACAACUGCCAGAGAACAAUGUUGGGUCAGUGUAUGA
Messenger RNA from Salvia splendens (bonfire salvia), 726 nucleotides. RefSeq lists its product as uncharacterized. The transcript has a single exon. Gene Ontology annotation, molecular function: nucleic acid binding. Lineage: Eukaryota; Viridiplantae; Streptophyta; Magnoliopsida; Lamiales; Lamiaceae. The record is from RefSeq and is a predicted model, not a curated record. Bases 1 to 726 code for a protein of 241 amino acids.